AUGGACACAGUCUUCAGAGGCGACAUCGGCAAAACAGUUGAGGUAUACAUGGAUGACCUUGUCAUCAUGAGCCACAAAGAAUAUACAAUGCUCGCAAAUAUCCAACGCACGUUCGAUUCUUUGCGCAACGUAAACUUAAAGCUCAACCCAACCAAGUGUUCCUUCGGAAUGGAAGAAGGAAAAUUUUUGGGUUUCAUAGUAACAAGAGAAGGGUUCAAAGUAAAUCCAGAAAAGGUGCAGGCCAUCCAGCUAAUGCCAUCACCUGCAACAAUAAAAGAAAUGCAAAGACUCGCCGGACGUCUAGCAGCCUUGAACAGAUUCUUGGCAAACCAUGCGGCAAAGUCUUAUCCAUUCAUUAGCACCCUACAAAACUGCGCCAAGAAAACCCACUUCCAGUGGACGCCCGAAGCAGAAGCAGCUUUCAAGCAGAUGAAAGAAUGUUUAAUUCAGUUGCCGACGCUAACAGCACCACGGGAAAAAGAGCCACUGAUUUUAUAUCUAUCUGCUGCCGAAGUCGCGGUAGGCGCAGUAUUAAUGGUGGAACGAGAAAACAUUCAGACUCCAAUCUACUAUAUAAGCAAGAUGCACACUGGCCCAGAGACACGUUACUCGAUAAUAGAAAAACUAGUCCUAGCCCUAAUACAUGCAUCACGGCGCUUACGUCGGUAUUUCUCUGGUCAUGUCAUCACAGUUCUCACUAAUUACCAUUUAGGUCAAAUCUUAUCCAAACCCGAUGUCGCGGGAAGAUUGGCCAAAUGGGCUAUUGAGCUCGGAGGAUACAAUAUCCUAUACAGACCGCGACCGGCAAUCAAGGGGCAAGUUCUAGCAGAUUUUGCCACAGAAGUUCCUAUCGACAAAGUCCAAGAGUGCGAGGCAAUCCAAAACCCUGUUCCUAUUUUCGACGAUAGGGUCUGGACUCUACACACAGAUGGCGCUUCUAAUGAUGACGGAGCAGGUGCGGGUCUCCGGUUGGUCAGCCCAGAUGACCAUGAACUUACAUAUGCAAUACGCCUGGAUUUCCAAAGCACGAACAACGAGGCAGAAUAUGAAGCGUCCUUAGCAGGCCUUCGCUUAGCACUUAAAAUGGGGGCGAGAAACCUCGAAGCUAACAUUGAUUCAAAAUUAGUGGCCGAACAAGUUAAUGGACACUAUGAUGCAAAAGGAGAGGCUAUGGCGUUAUACCUGGAGCAAGCGCGGAUGUUGAUUAGCCAAUUCCAAACGUUCAGGGUUAAUCAUAUAAACAGAAGCGAGAAUAAGCAUGCGGAUGCACUAAGCAAAUUGGCUGCUACCAGUUUCAAGCACUUAGCAAAAGAGGUACGCAUUGAGGUGCUAUCUAAUCCUUCUGUUCCUCUCAAACAAGUAAACGUUAUAGAAAUCGGCAAUCCAUCCUGGAUGUCCCCGAUCAUCUUAUAUUUGCAACACGGGAAACUCCCGGAAGGAAAGGCGGAAGCCAGGAAAAUCCAGCAUAAGGCAAUAAACUAUGAAAUGGCGGACGGAAUUUUAUACAGAAAGUCAUUCAUGGGGCCGUUACUACGAUGCGUUGACAAAACAGACGCGCAAUACUUAGUCAGGGAGAUCCAUGAAGGCUUGUGUGGGAUACAUGCCAGACCGCGCAUGGUAGUAGCAAAAAUAAUGGACGCAGGCUACUAUUGGUCGGGAAAUGCACGUAGACGCGGUAUAAAUAUUGCGGAAAUGCGCAGCAUGCCAGCGCCACGCACCAAAAACACUCCGGCCAAAGAAUCCACUAAUACCAGUCACGUCCGCCUGGCCUUUCCAACAAUGGGGCAUCGAUCUUGUUGGCCCAUUCCCUGA
Helianthus annuus (common sunflower) is the source of this 1812-nucleotide messenger RNA. RefSeq lists its product as uncharacterized. The record is from RefSeq and is a predicted model, not a curated record. Lineage: Eukaryota; Viridiplantae; Streptophyta; Magnoliopsida; Asterales; Asteraceae. The coding region runs from base 1 to 1812 and encodes 603 amino acids. Gene Ontology annotation, molecular function: nucleic acid binding; RNA-DNA hybrid ribonuclease activity. The transcript has a single exon.